GUGUGGCUGGACAGAAUAUUAGAAUCGAGCAGAGACUGAAAGAGGCCCUAAAAAGUCAGUCCAUCUUCACUGUUUUGUCUCACGCUAGCUGUGCAGAUACAGGUUGGAUAGUAUAAACUACAUAAUACCUAGGCACUGGUAUGGUAUGAUGAAUAGAAAAAUUUACCAGAAAAACAAAAAUAAUAUGAUAUUGUAAAAAUGUCGGUGACAAAAGUUGUUAAAGUUGAAGAUGUGGCUGGAACCAGAUCCUCACCAUGUGAUGACCUUUUUAACCCAGAUACUCCUACACAAACUGCCUCAAAAUCAAAUUCUAUAGUUACAUUUACCAAUGAAGAUUCCAGCUCUAUUAUUGCAAGAGAAAGUCCUGAUGGGGCAGAAGAUAAACAAUUGGUACCCAAAGAAGAACUUCCAGUUAGUUUAUAUCCACUACCAGAGAAUUGGCCACAGAUACCUCAGUUAGAUGGACGUCGUAGUUGUGAAUUGACCAACUCUACCUUACCAUGUGUAAAUAAAGCUGUCUCACAUCUACAACUUCUACAGAAUAUAAUCAAUGACUGGUUUAUUCAAGCUGAAGAAGAAAUCAAAAGUCGUAAAUCUAGCAGACGUCAAUCUGUUCAGUCAGAACUAGUAGCAGUCUCACCUCAAAAGAAACAACUGAGAUUUUCCGAUGAAAGGGAGCUAACUCCAAGUAAAAAAACUGACUCUAUUGCCGGUUCUGUAGCAGGGUUUACUCUGACAGGUACACCAGAUUCAACAAGUCAAAACCUGUCUAUUCAAGGUGUUGGGGCAAAACUUGAUGAAAGUAUAGAUAUUGUGGAGCCUGUAGAUGAUGAGGCUGCUUUACCGUAUUUAGGAGCAGAAGAUGUCGUAGAAGAAAUUAUAACAUUGUUAGCUAGAUUAGAGAAAGAUAGACAAGAAACAGAGGCAGAAUGGAAGAGAGAGAAGGGAAAAGUUUCUCUACUCACACAAAAAAUAGAUGGUUUAUGUUUAAAGAGAUUAAGAGAAUUACCAGCAAUUGUUCAGAGAGAACAUGAGGCUUGCAUAUUGGAUUUAAAUGAAUUGCAAUGGCACGUUGCCUACUGUAGCAGGAGUGAAGCUAGAAUCAAAGACAGAAAAGAAAUAGCAGAAGUAUUGAAUGCUCGAUUAAAAGAAGACAUUGCUUUUGUUAAAAGACACAUUCCUCUGGUACAAGAAAAACUAUUGUUAGAACUAGAGGCUAUGGAUAAAAUCAAGAAAGCACAGCAAGAGACAAAUCAAGAGUUGGAGAUGACAAAACAAAGACAAACUAAAACUGAAAUAAAGAAUUUAGAAGCUAAUAAUAAAGCUGAAACAGAACGAGGUCAUAUAAAACAAGAAUUAGAUACUGUUAGAGAUAACCUUAGUCAGAUCAAUGAGGAGUUAGUUGCUGCUAAGAUGACACACAGUGCUUAUGUUCAGCAAAUUAAUGAUAUUGAAGAUAAACUGAAGAGUAAUACACAAGAAUUAUUGAUAUUAGAAGUAAAGAGAGAAAAUGCUUGUGAUUCAGCUGAGCACCACAAUGCGAAGGUGAAAAGUUUACAUGAAGAUAUAGAGAAAGAAGGAAUAGAAUACAAUCGUCUUCAGAAUGAAAAUAUCUUCUUAGAGAAAGAACUCAACACAACUAAAAAUCGAAUAGCCCAUGAAGUAAGUAAACUAACGGCCACAGUUAAACAACUAGAAGGCAAGAUUAGAACUCUUCAUUUACAAAAUCAGGAAGCAGAUAUGGAGAUUCAAGAUGGGGAAGAUAAAAUCCACAAAUAUGAGAAACAGAAGAUUGCUGAUGAGAAGAACAUGGCUAGAAUAGAAAAAGAAAUGACUAGAACAGCAACUAUUAUGAAUGCUACUAUAGACGAAUAUAAUCAAGUUGCUUUAUUAAAUCUAUCUAUUAAGGAACAACUUAGUAACGAGGAAGAAAAAAUCUUUAGAUUAGAAGAAACAUUAAAGAAUACUAUUGAAACAUUAACUAGACAAGUUAAAGAUGAAAUACAUAAUAGAACAGUAUUACAGGCUCGUAUUAACUCAGAUAAUACAGAAAUAGAUAGAACAAGAAUUGAAUCGGCUAAAAAACAAGAUAAGGCGGGAAAAGUAGCAGAAGAUGUGGAUACAGCUGUAAAUACUGUAUUAACUAAAGUAGAACGAUUACGAUCAUCAAAGGAAGAGAAUGAAAAGUUAAAGGUAAACCUGGCGGAUAAAAUAGAAGAAACCAAGAAACAACAUAAAGAAAGUCGCGAUAGAUUUUUAGAGAGACUCACUGAAAUGGAACCUCAUCAUGUACAUUUAAAAGAAGAUGUUAAAGUAGUGAAUAAGAAGAUAGAACAUAUGACAUGGAGAACUGAGAUGAUGACUAAAAAUAUAGAAGAUAUGGAUGCUUCCGAGGGUAUGAUGAACCGUGUAGUUGGCUCAACAGAAAAAGCAAUUAAACAUCACACGGAAGAUUUAAAAGAGUUAAAUAUACAGCUUGAAUCCAGUGGUAAAAUAGAGAAUGAUCUAACGCAGGCUUUCAAUGAAGUUCAAGAUCGUAUUUAUAUUGCUGAAAAUAGACAUAGUAAAUUCCUAGAGGAAAGGAAAAAUGUAUUGAAACAAACUGAGAUGGCAAAAACCACAUGUUUAGCUAACAAUAAAGAUCUAGCAGCUAAAUACAGACAACUACAGAAUGAAUAUAUUAUAAAUAAAGAGAAAUUAUUAAAUAGUUAUGAAGAAAGAAUUAAAUAUGAAAAAUCAUUAUCAGAUUUAAGACAGUUAAAAUGUCUACAGAAGAAGAUGCAUGGUGCUCUAACAGAAUUAUAUAAACUUAGUGGUAAAUACAAUGAUGCAGAAUUAGCUAGAAUGGAAAUAGAAGCUAGCAGAAAUGGUGCCAAGGUGGAAGAAUUGCAGGAUGAGAUGAACCAGGCACUAACAAGCAUAACUCAUUUCUUACAAACACAGAUGGAUGGUACCGCUGCAAAGAAAAUGGCCUUGGAAGCACUGCAGAAAAAAAGCACAGGUCGAAGAACACCUGUCUCUGUAUCAGGAUCAAAUAAUAGCAGUCGUACACCAAAACAUACUGUCACAGCCAAAGGAUAAAAUACAUUAAAAAUUAUAUAAAUAUUUCCAAUUUUAAUAAAAUAAAAAAUACAUGAUCAAAUUAUUUCACGAUCUUGCCAAAUAUCCAGUAUAUUUCCUGUAUACAAUACAUCAAGGACAAUUACCAUAAACAGCAAUACUCACCAAAUACAAGAGUUCUACCAUACAGAACUUGGCUAAAUUCUUAGGACUCCAUCUUCUCACAUAACAAAGUGAUUAUUUUGUGUUUCUUUUGUAGAUUUUUAUUAUUACCUGGAUAAUCUUAAGUUACUACAGUCACUGAGGCCAGUAGAUAUGGAAGAUAUUUUGCUGGGUAAUUUGGAUUGUGUGUGGAAAGUUCACAUGUUUUGUAAUUAAAUGAUGUGUAAAACUUUUCCUCCAGCAGUAUUUACACCCUUACUGUAAUAUGUAUUUAUAGAAUUGUGGCAAAUUAUUAAUUUCUUCAUACUGUAGUAUAAAUGUUACCCCUAAUUUACCAAAAGU
Patella vulgata (common limpet) is the source of this 3564-nucleotide messenger RNA. RefSeq names its product coiled-coil domain-containing protein 178. The record is from RefSeq and is a predicted model, not a curated record. Bases 199 to 3081 code for a protein of 960 amino acids. The transcript is spliced from 21 exons. NCBI's taxonomy places the organism in Eukaryota, Metazoa, Mollusca, Gastropoda, Patellidae.